ACAGUGAUGAAACAGGAGGCAGGAACAGCUGAAGUUGCUAAACUGGGUGGAGAUGCAGGUCCAGCAUAAAAGUCCAGCUCGAGUGUGCAGUGAAGUGGAUGGUGCUCAGACCAGGACCAUGGAACCCAGUGUCCUGCUCCUCCUUGCUCUUCUCGUGGGCUUCUUGCUACUCCUGGUCAGGGGCCAUCCAAAGGCCCAUGGCCACCUUCCACCAGGACCCCGACCCCUGCCCCUCUUGGGAAACCUGCUACAGAUGGACAGAGGAGGCCUCCUCAACUCCUUUAUUCAGCUUAAAGAAAAAUAUGGAGAUGUGUUCACAGUGCACCUGGGACUGAGGCCUGUGGUCAUGUUAUAUGGGACAGAGGCCAUAAAGGAGGCUCUGGUGGACCAAGCUGAGGCUUUCUCUGGCCGGGGGACAGUUGCUGUACUUGAGCCAAUUGUGCAGGGAUAUGGUAUGAUCUUUUCUAAUGGGGAACGCUGGAAGACACUUCGCCGCUUCUCUCUGGCCACCAUGAAGGAUUUUGGAAUGGGCAAGCGGAGAGUGGAGGAGCGGAUUCAGGAGGAGGCCCGAUGUGUGGUGGAGGAGCUGCAGAAAUCCCAGGGAGCCCCCCUGGAUCCCACCUUCGUCUUCCAGUCCAUCACAGCUAACAUCAUCUGCUCCAUUGUCUUUGGAGAGCGCUUUGACUACAAAGAUCGCCAGUUCCUGCGCCUGUUGGAGCUGAUCUAUCAGACCGUCUCGCUCAUCAGCUCAUUCUCCAGCCAGGUGUUUGAGCUCUAUUCGGGUUUCCUGAAAUUCUUUCCUGGUACCCACCGACAAAUCUACAAAAACCUGCAGGAGAUCCUUGACUACAUUGGUCACAGUGUGAAGAAGCACCGGGAAACCUUGGACCCAAACAAUCCAAGAGACUUCAUCGAUACCUACCUUAUACGCAUGGAGAAGGAGAAGUCCAACCAACACACGGAGUUCCAUCACCAGAACCUCAUGUUCUCCGUGCUGUCUCUCUUCUUUGCUGGCACCGAGACCAGCAGCACCACGCUCCGCUUUGGCUUCCUGCUCCUGUUAAAAUACCCCCAUGUAGCAGAGAAAGUCCAAAAGGAGAUCGAUCAGGUGAUCGGCUCACACCGCCCACCAACCCUUGAUGACCGCAACAAAAUGCCUUACACUGAGGCUGUCAUUCGCGAGAUCCAGAGAUUUGCAGAUAUUGUCCCGAUUGGAGUGCCGCACAAAGUCACCAAAGACACUUUGUUCCGAGGGUACCUGCUCCCCAAGAACACUGAAGUGUACACCAUCCUGAGUGCUGCUCUCCAUGACCCACGGUACUUUGAACAACCAGAUGCCUUCAAUCCUGACCACUUCCUGGAUGCCAGUGGGGCUCUGAAGAAAAUUGAAGCUUUUAUGCCCUUCUCUACAGGAAAGCGCAUUUGUCUUGGUGAAGGAAUUGCCCGCAACGAAUUGUUCCUUUUCUUCACCACCAUCCUCCAGAACUUCUCUGUGUCCAGUCCUGUGGCUCCUAAGGACAUUGACCUCACGCCUAAGGAGAGUGGCUUGACCAAAGUGGCUCCAACAUACCAGAUCCAGUUCUUACCCCGCUGACUGGGCUGAGGUGGCCAGGUGUCCCCACUCCUGUUGAGAAUGGCCCCAUCUUUCUGCCUCUGAGAGACCUGCUGCCAAUGAGGCCGUAGGUCACUACUCACACCUUUCCACCUUACUGCAGCUUCUGUAAAGUUCCGAGGUGUGUCCUUAUGCCCUGAGAAUGGCACUGGGGAAAUCACUCAAUGUCUUUCUUGAUGUGUGAACAGAGACUUCUACAGGCCCCUUCUCAUGUUGUGUCAAUUCUCUAUUGUGCUGAGCAACCAUAGUUUCCAUGCAGAAACUUCUGGUCCUCCAUGAAACAAUCUAAUGAAUGCCAGAGGUCAUGUCAGAGGAGGAGCAGGUGGAAACUGAAGUUCAAAGUGUCAGCUCGCCAGGAGGAAAACUCUCUGAUGGGUUAAUCCUGUUUUAUGUAAGACUAUGAGAACACAGACUCUGCAAUAUCUUUUGAUUCUACUUUGUUUUUACUUGUUUAUUGCUACAAUCUUUCCCUGGUAUCUGGCUUGGUAUGAGUAGAUGUGGGGAGACCCUACUGCCUGUGACAUAGUGUGUUUCUCUCAUGAAAUCAACCUGAUCUACUGGGUAGUUUUAUCUGUGGAUUGUCAAGACGAAUAUUCCUCCCUAACUGUGCUGUCUAAUUGAUAUAAUGUUAGCUUAUACAGAAUUUUGAUAAAUAAAAAUGAACACAAGGAAAUAAUACACAGUCUGUGUCUAUGAGCUUCCCCUAAGGGGCUGCUGAAGAUCACAGCUCAAGUUAAGAAAAACAAUGAGCCAGCUGUCUCAAAUUCCUUGAAUCUUAAUGCUGAGAAAUGUGUCACAGGUUUUGGUGUGCAAAAUUAGUUGAAAUAAAGCUUCAAAAUAACUUUAGAUCGGACCAGAUGCCUUGCUAAUGGUCUUUUAAAGAUAAACUACCCCAGAAAACCAAUCUAACAUUCAGAAGACACAUAGCUGAGCUGCUGAUUCAUUUAGGCUAGAGUCAAAAAUACAAAACAGUCCAGUUAUUGCCAGCUGACAGAUGACUAACUUCUUACACCCUUUCCUGGCAUUUUAUUGCUGAUAUGAAGACUCAAGUUCGGCUGACUGUUUCUUAUGUAUAUAAGUGUUGGGUCCUGGUAUUGCACAAAUACCAGGGAGUAGAAUAUCGGACUCUAGAAAUAGAAGCAACUUUUGUUCAGUCAGGACUACAGAGAGUAAUGUGACUGUGUAGAACCCUAAGGGGAACUGCAGAUUUCUUUUUAUGAUCCAAGAUCACACACAGGGUAGGCAGUACAUUUUGAGAUUUAAAGCAUAAUGGUGUCACAGUUUCCCAUGAGUGCUGACUGAGGUGAAGCUAAGAAAUUUAUGCUUUCUCUGCAACAUUGUCUUGAGCCUGAACUUUCAGAUUUAUGACACUCCAGUCACCUUGGAGAUCCAAAGAGAAUCUGGAAUUUAUGACUUCUGAUAACAGGGUAUUAGUUUAAUAAGUUUAAAUAGUUGUGGGUUAGUUUGAAUUGCUCUUCCCCUGCCAGGGACAAAUGAAAUGUAACCCUUGGUGACUCCUGCAUUGCCUGAAAGAUUUUGUUAGGGUAUAUAAGCAGGAGAGAGAGAGAGAGAGAGAGAGAGAGAGAGAGAGAGAGAGAGAGAGAGAGAGAGAGAGAGAGAGAGAGGGAAUUAGAA
Alexandromys fortis (reed vole) is the source of this 3247-nucleotide messenger RNA. RefSeq names its product cytochrome P450 2B1-like. Gene Ontology annotation, cellular component: cytoplasm; intracellular membrane-bounded organelle. The coding region runs from base 53 to 1594 and encodes 513 amino acids. The record is from RefSeq and is a predicted model, not a curated record. The transcript has 9 exons. Gene Ontology annotation, molecular function: iron ion binding; heme binding; arachidonate epoxygenase activity. Gene Ontology annotation, biological process: xenobiotic metabolic process; epoxygenase P450 pathway. NCBI's taxonomy places the organism in Eukaryota, Metazoa, Chordata, Mammalia, Rodentia, Cricetidae.